AUGCAGCCUCCGGCGAAGGCUGGCCGGCUCACUCGGAGCCUGGUUGUGAACGGCGGCGUGUUCAUCUUCAUCGCCGCGAUUGUCGCCGGCGCUUUCGUCUCCGCCUACUGGAUAUCUGCCAGCGCCAGAGGUAGGGCAGGACUUCAGAGAGUUGCGACAGUACUUGACACCGGCCGACCGAUGCAUCAGAAGUUCAGGAACAUAGAACAGCACUACCACGGUUGCCGACAAGUCUGCCGGGUUGCUUCGAUCAUUCCUGCCGGUUGGGGGCCCCUUCCUCCGCAGCAGCCACCUGCUCCGGCGCCGGAUGCCGCAGAACCAGCGACGACGGCGUGCCCGGCCUACUUCCGGUGGAUCCACGAAGACCUGCGGCCAUGGCGAGCCACGGGGAUCACGCGCGAGACGUUGGAAGGCGCCCGCCGGUACGGCGCCAAGUUCCGGGUGACGGUGCUCGCGGGGCGCCUCUACGUGGCGCGCUACGGCCGGUGCUUCCAGACGCGGGACGUGUUCACGCAAUGGGGCAUCCUGCAGCUGCUCCGGCGCUACGCUGGCCGCCUCCCCGACCUCGAUCUCAUGUUCAACUGCCAGGACCUGCCGGUCGUCAACGCCGGCGACCACGCGCCUCCGCCGCUGUUCCGGUACUGCGGCAGCGAGCCCACGCUGGACAUCGCCUUCCCUGACUGGUCCUUCUGGGGCUGGCCGGAGCUGAACAUAAAGCCAUGGGAAGCGUUGAGAAGGGAGAUUAGUGAGGCGAAUGCGGCGUUGGACUGGACGCGCAGGACGCCGUACGCGUACUGGAAGGGGAACCCGACGGUGGGCGCGGCGCGCCGGGAGCUCCUCAAGUGCAACGUCUCCCGCGAGCGUGACUGGAACGCCCGGAUCUACGCGCAGGACUGGAGGACGGAGGUACGAGACGGGUUCAGGGCAUCGGACUUGGCCAAGCAGUGCACGCACAGGUACAAGAUGUACGUGGAAGGGCGCGGGUGGUCGGUGAGCGAGAAGUACAUCCUGGCGUGCGACUCCGUGGCGCUCGUGGUGCGGCCGAGGUUCCACGACUUCUUCUCCAGGGGGCUCGUGCCGCUGCGGCACUACUGGCCCGUGCGCGGCCAGUGCCGGUCCAUCAAGUUCGCCGUGGACUGGGGCAACUCGCACCCAGUGCAGGCGCGGGUAAUAGGAGGAAAUGCGAGCCGGUUCGUGCAGGAGGAGCUGACGAUGGAUAAUGUGUACGACUACAUGUUCCACCUUCUGAGCGAGUACGCUAGGCUGCUGCGGUACAAGCCCACGGUGCCGGGCGGGGCCGUGGAGGUCACCGUGCAGUCCAUGGCGCGCGGAAGGCGAGGGCUGGAGCGGGAGUUCAUGGCGGGCACGGCGGUGAACGUCUCGGGCAGCGCGGAACCGUGCGAGCUGCCGUCGCCGUUCGGGUCCGAGGAGCUGGAGUCGCUGCGGAGGAGGAAAGCCGAUGCGGCGAGGCAGGUGGAGACGUGGGAGGAGCGGUGA
Molecule: messenger RNA, 1497 nt
Organism: Triticum turgidum subsp. durum (durum wheat)
Lineage: Eukaryota; Viridiplantae; Streptophyta; Magnoliopsida; Poales; Poaceae
Source: the annotation of a GenBank genome assembly